This is a messenger RNA of Fimicolochytrium jonesii, 3442 nucleotides long. Its product is annotated as nucleolar protein 14. Bases 230 to 3328 code for a protein of 1032 amino acids. The record is from RefSeq and is a predicted model, not a curated record. Gene Ontology annotation, cellular component: nucleolus; Noc4p-Nop14p complex; small-subunit processome. Gene Ontology annotation, biological process: maturation of SSU-rRNA. The transcript has 2 exons. Lineage: Eukaryota; Fungi; Chytridiomycota; Chytridiomycetes; Spizellomycetales; Powellomycetaceae.
UCGAAACGCGCGAAAAGAAAAGCUUCAGAACUCAGCUCGCUUUCGCCAUUUGCUCCCCCUGUCCCGAGAGCAUUGGCUUCCAUAUCUCACAAGAGACCCCCACAUAUCACACUAGGGUACUAGGGCAGCACUCGCUGGAACCUGGACUGUCUGUUGGUGUGUGUUGGAAGCUAGCAAAGCGGCCCAUUAAAACUCACAGACGCACCCGAACCUUGCAGUGUCGUGAAGCAUGGGCAAACUAAAUCCAGCGGGAGGAAGCGGCGACAAAGCGAAAGCCGGUAAAGGUGGUUCAGCACUGAAGCGGCUGAAGGCUUCACUGAAAGACGCGGGCGUAAUCGGAAAGCACCAGAAAAUAUCAAAGAAAAAGUCAGCAACACAACGUGCGGCGGCUUUGUCCGGGCGGAAGGAAGCUCGUGACACUCUCCGACAAAUAUCCUCCAAAGCAAAAGAUAAUAACCCUUUCGAGCUAAAGAUCAACCGUCAGAAGCAUGAAGUCAUAGGCAGAAAAGUGAAAGGUGCUGCUCCAGGAAGGCCUGGGCUUGUGCGGAAGCGCGGAGAAGAGAAUCGGAUGCGGACGUUGGCCGUGGAAAUGCAGCGAAAGAAUAAAGACUCGGCUUUCGUGGAUAGGCGUUUCGGAGAACACGACGCAACCAUGUCUGUCGAAGACAAGAUGUUGGAACGUUUCAUGAAGGAGAAGUCGAAUAGGUCUUCCAAAGGGUCCAUGUUCAACCUGGACCAGGAUGAAGAUCAGGAGCUUGAACUCACGCACAUGGGUCAAGCUUUGAAUGAAGACGCCUUCAAUGACGCUGGAUUGCACAGAGUCGGCUCGGACGCCGAAGACGAGCCGGGUCACAUCGAUAAGGACACCGUCAGGUACACCCACUUCGGGGGUUUCAGCGAUGAAGAAGGCGAAGGGGAGGACGACGGGACCGGAAAGCGGAAAUCGAAAAACGAGAUCAUGAAGGAGAUCAUUGCAAAGAGCAAACUGCACAAGCGAGAACGUCAGCAACAGAAAGAGGAAGAUGAGGAUCUGGCUGACGAGCUGGACGCUCAAUUGGAUGACAUCCGAAGUCUUCUGGCGCCGCUCAAGGAUGAGCCCAGGCGCGGGGCUCGGGAUUCCAAGACGGGAGCUACCGAUUCCAAUAUGGUUCCUGUUUCGGACAAGCGAGGUCGGAACGCUUCGACGGCAGAAGUAGUCGAGGAAGAGAACAAGGUCGCCAAGCCCGCAGCUGACUACGACGAUUACGACCAGUUCGUGCGAGAGCUCGCAUCCGAGCGUCGUGCGAAACCUACCGACCGAUUGAAAACCGAGGAAGAGCAAGCCGCUGACGAGAAAGCCCGUUUGGAACAGCUGGAGCGUGAUCGGAAAAGGAGGAUGAUGGGUCUGCCCACUGAGCAGGAAGAGAAGGCUCAAAAAAUGGCGGCCCGUCUUGAGAGGGAAUCGUCUGGAACGAAACGCCCUGCUGAAGCGGAUGAUCUUGGCGAUGACGAUUAUGUCACUGCUGUGGAUGAGAUGGUUGAGAACGAGGAAGAGAUGCCCCUUACGUACCGCGAUGGAAAGCUGAUGAACAAGGAGGUGUUCAUGAGAAAGAAGAGGAAGCUAAAUGACGACGAAGAGGAGUCUGAGGACUCGGAUGAUGAGGACUCGGAUGAUGAGGACGAUGAGGACGAUGAUGAGCAUGACGACAAUGAGGGUGAAGAGGAGGGUUCCAUGCUUGAGGAAAGUGAGGAGGAUGAUGAAGAAGGCGAGGAUGUAGAUGCCGAUGGUUUGACAGAGAACUGGGUGGUCGAAGACAUGGUCAACAUGGGUGAUGAACCACCCAGCCCGGAUUCGGAUGAUGAAGCAGCUCCUGCGUCAGCGCACAAAUUGCCAUUCAAGAAGGAUGCCGCCGCGCCAGGCGCGGCUGCAGCCGCCAAGGAAUUGCCGUACAUCUUUGAGGCUCCCACAACGGUGCAAGACUUCUCGAAACUCAUGGAAGACCGGAACCCGGAAGAGCAAGCGACGAUCGUUCAGCGUAUCCGUGUCUUGCACCACGUUAAACUCGGAGGAGAUAACCGCAAAACGUUGGAGAAUCUGCUGGACAUUUUGUUCAAGCACGUAUCUGCUCUGGCUAGCCCGCAAGCUGACCGAUCCACAACGGGCGCCGAGGAUCUCAACAGCAUCAACGCCCUCUCGGUCCACAUUAUCGAGCUAUGCCAUCAGUUCCCUGAGCAAGCCAGUACUCACUUCAUCGAGAGGCUUACCAAGCUGCAAAAGCGGCUCGUGAAAGAUCUGUCAUCCCCUUCAGCCGCGCGACGGAACGGUGCGUGGCCGUCACUCGAUGCCCUGUUCACACUCCGCUUCAUCUCUCGAGUGUUCUCCACCUCCGAUUUGGUUCACCCCGUCGUGACACCCGCUCUCCUGCUGAUGGGACAAUAUCUCUCCCAGUGCCCGGUUGCGGGCUUCCGUGGGACGAUUGCAGGACUCUACCUGUGCGAUAUUGUCCACGAGUUUGAAGUGUUGUCCAAGCGAUAUGUGCCUGAGGUCAUCAACUUUAUCGCGACCACGCUCGCCCUUGCGCUGCCAUUGACCAAGAGUGAGGACGCUGAUGAAGAGGGUACCACCGUCUUCGAGACCGUCCCCAUACUGGAGGCGCGCGCGAGUUUCUUGCGCAUAGAGGAUUUUCCGGAUCUGAACGCUGCUGAAGUUGCGCCUAUGUCCUUGAAGCUACUCUCCACUGACAAUGUCCCCGUGGAAGAAUCGAUCGAUCUAUCGAUGCGCCAAUCCAUUCUCUUUACGGCUCUCACCAUGCUCGGCAGAUUCGCGCGGCUGCAUAUGAACCAACCCUCCUAUAUCGAAGUCUUCACGCCCUUCGCCAAUCUCCUCGCCACCGUCACAGACUCCCUCCCCACUGGGGCGAUCCCAGCCCUCCUCACAAGCACCCACAAACAACUAACCACCCAAUUUGCAACCCACACGCUCAAACGCCGCCCCCUCCUCCUCCAAAAGUUCAAGCCGAUCCCCAUCUCCACUUUCGUCCCCAAAUUCGAUACUAACUACUCCAUCGACCGCAAAUCCCGCUCCUCCGGCGCCGCGCGCGACCCCAACCGCGAGCGCGUUGAGGCCGCCAAGCUGAAAUACGAGUACAAGCAGGAGUUCAAGGGCGCCGUCAGGGAGUUGAGGAAAGAUGCUGCAUUUGUGGCGCGGAAGAGGCUGGCGGCGGUUAAGGAGAAGGAUGUUGAGUAUAAGAAGAAGAUGGAUAAGAUUAUGGGACAGUUGGCCAACCAGGAGGGGGCGAUGCGUGGGUACGAGAGGGAUAUGAAGAAGGCGAAGGGGAAGAGGCGGUAGAUUGGGGGUUUUCGCAACUGGGCACACUGCAUAUGUAUGAUAGUCAUUAUUUGUAGAUUAGCGUAGACAUCAUGUCUUAUUUAAGUUUUUGAAACAGUAAUCCAUCAUUUUUAU